Molecule: messenger RNA, 1924 nt
Organism: Hyaena hyaena (striped hyena)
Lineage: Eukaryota; Metazoa; Chordata; Mammalia; Carnivora; Hyaenidae
Gene: PRR5
Product: proline rich 5
Exons: 8
Coding region: 277-1449 (390 amino acids)
Biological process (GO): TORC2 signaling
Cellular component (GO): TORC2 complex
Source: RefSeq, a predicted model, not a curated record
CCGCCCUCCGCUAGCGCCGGGUCCGCGCUGCCGGCCGCGGUCCUGGCGCUCCACGCUGCGGCCGCUCGGAGCAAUGAUUAACCCGGCGGGCCGGCCGGCGCGGGGCCCGGGGCGGAGGCGCGGGACCGGGGCGGGACCCCGGAGGGCCGCUCAGCUUCCUGCUCGCGCCCAAGUUUCCUCGUAGAGGGCGCAGUGCCGGCCGGGGCCCGCGGCGCGGCGUGGCGCAGGGCGCGGCGCGGGGCGCGCGUGGGCGCGGCGCGGGCCGCCGGGGUCACCAUGAGGACUCUCCGCAGGUUGAAGUUCAUGAGUUCGCCCAGCCUCAGUGACCUGGGCAAGAGAGAGCCGGCCGCCGCCGCCGCGGACGAGCGGGGCACGCAGCAGCGCCGGGCCUGCGCCAACGCCACCUGGAACAGCAUCCACAACGGGGUGAUCGCCGUCUUCCAGCGCAAGGGGCUGCCCGACCAGGAGCUUUUCAGCCUCAACGAAGGCGUCCGGCAGCUGCUGAAGACGGAGCUGGGGUCCUUCUUCACGGAGUACCUGCAGAACCAGCUGCUGACGAAAGGCAUGGUGAUCCUGAGGGACAAGAUCCGCUUCUAUGAGGGACAGAAACUGCUAGACUCGCUGGCGGAGACCUGGGACUUUUUCUUCAGUGACGUGCUGCCCGCGCUGCAGGCCAUCUUCUAUCCGGUGCAGGGCAAGGAGCCGUCGGUGCGCCAGCUGGCCCUGCUGCACUUCCGGAACACCAUCACCCUUAGCGUGAAGCUGGAGGACGCACUGGCCCGCGCCCAUGCCCGCGUGCCCCCCGCCAUCGUGCAGAUGCUGCUGGUGCUGCAGGGGGUGCAUGAGUCCCGGGGUGUGACCAAGGACUACCUGCGCCUGGAGACGCUGAUCCAGAAGGUGGUGUCGCCCUACCUGGGCACGUAUGGCCUCUACUCCAGCGAGGGCCCCUUCGCACACUCCUGCAUCCUGGAGAAGCACUUCCUGCGUCGCUCCCGCUCAGGGGACAUCCUGGCCAAGAACCCAGUGGUGCGCUCCAAGAGCUACAACACCCCGCUGCUGAACCCCGUGGCGGAGCACGAAGCCGAGGCCGCGGCGGCGGGCGGCCCCGGCAUCCGCAGGCACUCGGUCUCUGAGAUGACGUCCUGCCCGGAGCCCCAGGGCUUCUCCGACUCGCCGGGCCAGGGCCCCGCCACCGUGGCCUUCAGACCCUCCCCGGUCCCCCCGUCGGGGCCCUGCCCCAGCAGACUGCACCCGCCCGCCCCGCCCCCUGAGCCCUGCCCAGACCCGGCCCGCGGCUCCCCUUCCUCCUCCAGCCCGGAGAACCUGGUGGGCCAGAUCCUGGAGUCCGUGGACUCGGAUUCCGAAGGGAUCUUCAUUGACUUUGGCCGGGGUCGUGGCUCCGGCACGUCUGAGUUCGAGGGGACCGGGGGUCGGCAGAGCAUUGUGUGAGGGCCUCUGGUCUCUACCACCCCCGGGCGUGUGUGUGUGUGUGUGUGUGUGUGUGUGUGUGCACGCCUGUGGGGGGUGUGUGUGCAAGAGGUUUUUUACUCUGUCCCAUCCAGCCCACCCUGGGCCCCUGGCCCUUCUGCCAUCCUGAGUCUUUGUUGGAAAAACCGUCACCGCCCCAGCCCCCGGUCCCACCCCUGCUGGGUCGCACGGGCCACACGUGCACAGAAUGGGCAUCGCCACUCUGGCCCCUGCGUCCACAUCCGCAGAGACUGAGAAUCCUGCGGCUCAGCCAGGCCUCCAGAACGAGUCCCAGAGCAACGGAGGGUCGGUAGCAGACCCCCGGCGCCCUUCCCCUCACCUCAGGCCACACCGGGACGUCCUGAGCGUGCCUGUCCCACACCCUCCGAGCAGCCUGACCUCGCUCUGCCCGGGGCGGCCGCGGGCAGGAGGAUGGAAUAAAGCCCGUCUGCGCCCA